Molecule: messenger RNA, 1603 nt
Organism: Plutella xylostella (diamondback moth)
Lineage: Eukaryota; Metazoa; Arthropoda; Insecta; Lepidoptera; Plutellidae
Source: RefSeq, a predicted model, not a curated record
UUAUACAGGUUUCUGUUAGUAUCAAAAUGGAAACGUUUAUCAAAAUAAAAUUAUAAAGUGGCUGUACCUUACUAUACUAACUAAAACAAAUAACAUAAGUACUUAUAUAGUUAACUAAAAUCAAUAUCAUGAACCGUUUCCAAAGGCAUUACGGGACGGCAAAACCAAUUAAAUCCCCGUCCAACCCUCCCCGUGCAAAAAGACAUGGGACACGGGUUCCCAUUCGCUCAGUAGACCGCAGCUCUUCUGUAGGGCCUGAGCAAAUUGGCUACAGUUUGAAGAAGGAAUACCAUGAUAUGGUGAAGGAAAAGGAAAAUAAUGAAAAGCAGCAAGAACCACCAAUCGUACCCAACAUGGAUUCCUCAUUAUUCUCGACGAUUCUAUUCCGCGACUCGAGCUCUCUCUGUUAUUGCGUCGAUUCUGAUGAUGAUGAUGAGGACGAGGUGGAUUCGGGAGGUAAAGAAGUGAUGGUGGAAAACAAGAGCUUGGACAUCAAACCGAGCCAUAAGGAGUUCGGACAAUGCUGUGAAAUGAACCAAUCACCACUACAGCCCUCUGGCUUAUCUCUCUCACCGGAACAGCUAGAUCGUUUGCGACAGUUGAAAAGCAUCUUAUGUAGCCAGAAGUCGACAGUCGAACAAGCCACCCAGUGGGGUGACAGGGCCGUGGCUCAUUGGGUCACGGCGGCGUCUGAUCAGCCGUUGAGGUUUGAAGCCAAGGAUGUUGGGGAUGAAUCCGAAUCACUACAAUCAUCAGAAAAGUCCACACCUCAAUCUGAAAACGCUGACAUCUGCAUAUCACAGAAGCCACAAGUGAAGGUCAUUGCGGAGAAAUUCACGAAAUACAAGAAAAACGCAAUAGAAGUGAGGAAACUGAAUGAGAAAGUGGUGUGUCUGGAAUACGAUGUUUUUGAUUCAGAAAAUAUCAAGACUCCUUUGAAAAAGAUGCGAGCUUAUUUCUCUAUCAAGCCGAAGUUUAAAAAUGCUGAUGAAGGUUGGGAAUCUCCGAAAAGAUCGCAUACGUCGACGUCGUCUACAUACGAAAAUUCAAAAUACCCUCAAAAGCAAAUAGAAAUAAUAGACAGCAGAAUAUCUGAUAACCAAUCUUAUUUGGACGAUUUGAGGAAGGUUUUGCAACGGAAAAAGCAUACAAACAUUAGAAAGCAAAAGAGUUCUUUAGAUCUAGAGUCUUUGUACGAUUUUGCUAAGAAAUCUAAGCCUAUACUGGAUAAUAUUCUGUCGGACGCAUAUUUGUCCAAAAAACAGUUGGAUGAAGUGAAGGCAUUGAUACUUCAAGCGAAGACUUCUAGUGUCCAAGGCAUGAGUAGGAGGAAGGUUAAAUGUAACCAGCUAGCAUCUAACAUAUCCAACAGUGUUAUAUCUAAAACUAUAAUAGCAGAAUUGUACAGAUAAACUUUAUAGUGGAUCAUGAUCAUGACUAUUGAUUGAUAAAACAUUCUUCUUAUAGUACAGCUAGCAUAGUAAAAGAAUUUAACAAUCUUUGGAAAAGACUUUGAUUUUAUUUACAUAAAUAACAACAUGUUUAUAAUAAUUUGGUAUACUUACGCAAAUGACUAAUAAUAAAACUAUCUAUAUAAAAACUG